Fomitopsis serialis is the source of this 1500-nucleotide messenger RNA. RefSeq lists its product as uncharacterized. The record is from RefSeq and is a predicted model, not a curated record. The transcript is spliced from 5 exons. Bases 113 to 1111 code for a protein of 332 amino acids. Lineage: Eukaryota; Fungi; Basidiomycota; Agaricomycetes; Polyporales; Fomitopsidaceae.
CGGGACGCAAUGCGCAUUCUGGGCUGGUGAGUACAUCUGCACGUGACCUGACCGGUGUGGUGUGGAAAACGGUGACUAUGGGCUCUGAUAGUAGCCUUGACAUAGAGACGCCAUGACAUCAGAGGGAGGCAAUCAUAAGCGACCUCGAAUAGAGACGGGCAAUGGCGAUUCAAUAGCCAGGAUUCGACCGAGAACAUGGGAACGUAUUCUGGUUGCCAGUGGCGUUGGCUUCCGCGUUUAUCGAGGUCUACUGGCAAAGCGGUCAGAGGUGUUCUGCGACCUGUUCUCUGUCCCGCAGCCUCGGGACAGUCAGCUAGUCUUCGGCUGUCCAGUCGUUCAUCUUUCCGACACCGAUGUUGCGCUCAGGGAGCUAUUGGAUGUAUUGAUGUGCGGCAAGAGGUACAUCCUGAAGAACGAUGUCGAGCUAGACCGUUUGUCUUAUCGAAUCCGCCUUGCACACAAGUAUGGCAUCGAGGACCUCUUGGAGGAGUCCAUCCGCGAGCUGAAGAAACUUUACCCCACGACACUCUCUGAAUGGGCCGACCUACGGCGUCACUACUCCCCGCGGGCGAUAACCGCCGUCAACCUGGCGCGUCUAACCAAGACGCAUACCGUUUGGCCUUCCGCACUUUACGUCUGCUGCCAACUCGACGAUCAUUAUCUCGUGGAUGGCACGACUCAUCCCGACGGCACAGUUGAGAGGCUGGAUCGAGACGAUCUGCUGAGAUGUAUCACUGCAAAAGUUGACUACACGCAUCUAUUUACGGAUGCCAUCCACGAUCUAUUUCUGCACCUCGACUCUCCCUCUCACAAGUGCUACUCGAAGGCCACCUGUCGUCUGUUGUUCCGCUGCAUUCGCGGUGAAGCUAGAUCGCGGUCCUUUGCGGGCAUGGCCGGAGUGCUCGAACCGUGGGACAAGCUCCUGGACAAGUAUGACAGGAAGAAGACCAGCGACAUAGCUCUGGCUUCCUUAUGCGAGCUAUGCACGACCACUCUUCGCGCUCACACCAAGUCGAGAAUCACCGAUACGUGGGCUGACCUGCCACACGACUUCGGGGGCGACUACGACGAUUGGAACGAGGGAGGAGCUACAUCCGAAUCUGAUGACUGAAACAUCCUACGACUCGGGCCUGUGAAGACCACGCACAGAUCAGCUAGGUUGGAGCGCACUUUCAAGGUACCCGGACAUGAGGUGGACCUAGGACAUGGCAUUCCAACUUUGUCUAUAUACCGGGCCCAUGGUCGCAGAUUUGGAACGCGCAUCAUACUGGUGACUCGCAAUUCUCGACAUCCUGUUUUUACAAUACAUAUCUUACUAUACACGUACCUACUCGGGGAACGUACCGGUACUUGUUCCAUUUGUACAGAAACAUUGAUACCGUAGGAACUGGUACCUGCGUCGUACAGUCUUGCAAAUCAAGGAGGCCAAGAGCACAAUUAACGCUCGGCCACGACCAUCACAAACGACACGGCCGCGCUGCACAAUAAUAUCUACAUUUG